UGUAAAACGACGACGCGUUUAAUGAGAAACUUGUGCCACUGAACAAAUAGCCAAACAGCAAGUUUUCCAGUGUAGAAAUUUGUGCGGCCUCGUGUGAUAGAGAGAGAUCCACAAAACGAGAUUAGCAGAGAACAAGAAGAAGAAGAAGAAGAAGAAGAAGAAGAAGCGUAAAAUAGCAGAGAAAGCUCAAUCGACUGAAGAUGGUGGCAUCGUAACCACACCCAUUCACCUUCUCUUCUUCUCCAGUUCCCACACUAACCCUUCUUCAACGCUCCCUUCUCUGCAAAAACAUCAUGCGCUCCAAGGACAGAAUCGCCUACUUCUACGACGGCGAUGUGGGAAGUGUUUACUACGGGCCAAAUCAUCCGAUGAAGCCGCAUCGGCUUUGCAUGACUCAUCAUCUCGUUCUCUCAUACGACCUUCAUAAGAAGAUGGAAAUUUAUCGCCCACAUAAGGCUUAUCCUGUCGAACUUGCCCAAUUCCAUUCAGCUGAUUAUGUUGAGUUUUUGCACAGGAUUACGCCUGACACUCAGCACCUGUUCACAAAUGAGCUGGCAAAAUAUAAUCUUGGAGAAGACUGCCCUGUAUUUGACAACUUAUUUGAAUUUUGUCAGAUUUAUGCUGGUGGAACUAUAGAUGCUGCACGUCGUUUAAACAAUCAACUGUGUGAUAUUGCUAUAAACUGGGCUGGUGGACUACAUCAUGCCAAGAAAUGUGAGGCAUCUGGCUUUUGUUACAUCAAUGACCUGGUUUUAGGAAUCUUGGAGCUUCUUAAAUAUCAUGCUCGGGUUUUGUAUAUUGAUAUAGACGUGCACCAUGGUGAUGGUGUGGAAGAAGCCUUCUACUUCACUGACAGGGUGAUGACUGUCAGUUUUCACAAGUAUGGAGAUAUGUUCUUUCCGGGUACUGGUGAUGCCAAGGAAAUAGGAGAAAGAGAAGGGAAGUAUUACGCCAUAAAUGUCCCACUCAAGGAUGGAAUAGAGGACCCUAGCUUCACUCGACUUUUCAAGACUAUUAUUUCCAAAGUAGUUGAAACAUAUCAACCUGGUGUGAUAGUUCUCCAAUGUGGAGCUGAUUCUCUUGCUGGAGAUCGCUUGGGCUGCUUCAAUCUCUCUAUUGAUGGUCAUGCUGAAUGUGUUAGAUUUGUAAAGAGAUUCAACUUGCCCUUACUGGUAGUUGGAGGUGGGGGAUACACCAAAGAAAAUGUUGCUCGAUGUUGGACACUUGAAACUGGAGUUCUUCUAGAUACAGAGCUUCCAAAUGAGAUCCCGGACAAUGAUUAUAUUAAAUAUUUUGGGCCGGACUUCUCGUUGAAGAUACCACAUGGGCACAUAGAGAAUUUAAAUAGCAAAUCAUAUCUUAGCACUAUUAAAAUGCAAGUCUUGGAAAAUCUUCGGUGCAUCCAACAUGCUCCAAGUGUACAACUGCAAGAGGUCCCACCUGAUUUCUACAUUCCUGAUUUCGAUGAAGAUGAGCAGAACCCUGAUGAGCGCAUUGAUCAGCACACUCAAGACAAGCACAUCCAGCGCGAUGAUGAAUAUUAUGAAGGUGACAAUGACAAUGAUCAAAUGGAUGCGCCAUGAAGUUCUAAGUUGCUUUUGCUGGGGAAGUGACCGUUUCUAGAGAAUGAAAAUGUAAAUUUGAUAGAAGUUCCUAGUUGUAUCUUUGUUAGGGCUAACCCAUGACUAUUGUACAUUUGUUAGAUUUUCUUAUCAUUAUUUCUUUGUAUAAUUGCUGAAACUACAUUAACAUUGUCUGUUUUGUUUGAA
Messenger RNA from Lotus japonicus, 1769 nucleotides. RefSeq names its product histone deacetylase 9. The coding region runs from base 294 to 1583 and encodes 429 amino acids. The transcript is spliced from 14 exons. Gene Ontology annotation, molecular function: histone deacetylase activity. Lineage: Eukaryota; Viridiplantae; Streptophyta; Magnoliopsida; Fabales; Fabaceae. The record is from RefSeq and is a predicted model, not a curated record.